Messenger RNA from Pogonomyrmex barbatus (red harvester ant), 2170 nucleotides. RefSeq lists its product as uncharacterized. The record is from RefSeq and is a predicted model, not a curated record. Gene Ontology annotation, biological process: nucleoside metabolic process. Lineage: Eukaryota; Metazoa; Arthropoda; Insecta; Hymenoptera; Formicidae. Gene Ontology annotation, molecular function: catalytic activity.
GUAAUAAAAAAAAAAAAGUCGGUGACGCCAGUGGGUGACAGUCAGCGGCUGCUCGUCGAUCCGAGCGGAGGUUAGCAUUGUAUUUGCGUUGCGUCACGGAGCGUUCUGGUUUGGUGCACCUUCCUGUCACUCUUGCAAGGGCACAAUAGCAUAUCACAACAGACGAAACGGAACAACGCUAACAAAAAUGGACGAAAAGACUGAGCACAUCGUCAUGACGCCGAAGUGCAAGACAACAAAUUCCACAACGCUGAUAAUCGAGAGGCAGGCCCUGGAUCCCCCAGCAGAGAAUGGUAACGAGAACAACGUUCACGUCGCUGGUGGUGAUCACAAGGGGAUCGUCAUUAAUAAGCAAGCUGCGACUGUGAUCAAUGGAGAGGUAUGUCCUGCUCAGCUCUGCCUGCAAUUCCGAGUGUUCCUGGUCAGUGCACAAACUGGAAAGCACACUCAGGAACAGAGGACUCUCCAAUUUUGGUUUGUUGAUACGCUUGCCGAAGCAGAACAGCCGAGCAUUGCACAAGAAUUCUUCAGGGAGCUUGUCGCACCGCAAGAGUUUCCUAGAGAUUAUGUGGGAUUUAUUAAAAAAAUAAUGAAGUUGAUGCAACAUAAAUAUCCCAGUAUCAAAAAAUUAGAGGUGGAAUUGAGACAAUUGGAAGAACCAAUAACCCUUCCAAGCAGGCCAUCUACGGGUCACUUACUAUUCACACUUCCUUCCUCUGAGAAAGUUAUGUGGAGAUCAGUAUCUACAGACGAGACCGUCAUGGGUCAAGUAAUUGAGCUAACGGUAGAAAAAGUUCUGGAGCUAAUUGAGUCCGCCUAUCCAAAUCCGGUUACUAUAAUUGACAUAGCCAAGGAACAUGGAUGGGAACCAUCAGCCGUAGAGACUAAAUUGAAAGAGCUUCAAGAGAAAGGGCUUGUUAAAGCGAUGGAUCAUGGAGCUUUCACUCGCGUCGUCGAGGAUACUCAAGUUCAAGUGGUGAAGCAGAUGCCGACGAUGGCGAAACAACCCACCAUAGCUAUCAUUACAGCUCAAUAUUGUGAAAAGCUCGCUGUGGAUUCGUUGAUUGAAAAUAAGGAAACCUUUGUCCGCUACACUACCGUUGGUACCGCAAGCUCACCAGACACAACAAAUGGAGUUCCGCGAGUGAUUUGCCGUUUUGGAGAAUCAAAUGUGUAUACUUUGGGCAAUAUCGGUACGCACAGAAUUGUGUGCACUAAAUUGCCAACUGUGGGACACACCAGGGAAGCAAUGACUGCAGCUGGCAAUACCACUACUAGAUUGUUAGGUACGUUCCAAAAAGUGGAUUUCGUUUUUCUCGUUGGAGUUGGUGGUGGUGUUCCUCAUUAUACAGAUUACAACAAACAUGUGCGACUGGGUGACGUAGUGAUAUCGCAUCCGACGCCACUUAACAAGAAAUAUACAUAUGUAUAUUGCGAAAGUGCCAAGAUGAACGAAAACGGAAAUUAUCAUUUUGAGACCAAGGAAUAUUGCCCGCCGAAUCUCGGUCUUCAAGAAAUUGCGGCAACUCUUAAGAAACAGGCUGAAAACGAAGCGCUUCCACCGUGGCAAACAUUUAUGAAAGAAGGUUUGGAGAAUUUAAUCAACCAAUCGGAACAUGAUUUUAAUCCACCACCGCCAGAAUCUGAUAAGCUGUAUAUGGCUAUUGGGGAGAGAGAUGUCAUUGAAGUAUCUCAUCCAACUGCUCCUAUGGAUUCCAUAAAUAAAAGAACCGAUGGGUGCUCCCGAAUCCACUUGGCACCAGUAGCAUCUGGUCGGCAAGUCGCGCGAGACGAACAACUUAGGCAAAAGUUUGCAAGUCGAUUCGGUGCGCUCGCGUUUGAUGCGGAAAUGGAUGCUGUUGUAGAAAGUAUUUUGGGUAAUUGCCGCGAGAAUUUCGUUGUAAUUCGCGGAAUUGCCGAUUACAAAGAUGGUACUCGAAUCAAAGAAUGGCAGCCUUAUGCGGCGUUGGCAGCGGCCAGCGUAAUGAAAGCUAUAAUAUGUGCUAUGGAUCCACCUACUAAUGACUAAUAAUGCUUUUCGUCUAGCUUUUCUGACUUUAUUUUACAUAGCGUACAAUUCAACGCGCAUAAUUUUUUGUAAGACAAAGGAUGAGGUUUAAAAUCAAAACGACAGUUUAUAGCACAUACUGCGCAAAAGUGCACAAAAAAA